Molecule: messenger RNA, 511 nt
Organism: Prorocentrum cordatum
Lineage: Eukaryota; Dinophyceae; Prorocentrales; Prorocentraceae
Source: the annotation of a GenBank genome assembly
CGACCUCCCAAGCCGAGCCGGACCGAUCACUUCUGACCUGCCGCCGCGCAGCCAUUUGCCUCUUUCUUCUGCAACCCUGAGCCGCGCCAGCCGUGCGAAGCCCCCCGGCGCGCCCUCCACACGCGGGCGCGAUGUCCGCAGCGCAGGCCCGCUCUCACCGCCGCAUGUGGGCUGGGGGCGCCGGGGCCAGCACGCCCGUGCUCAUCCUGGAGGCCUCGGCGGCGGCGGGGGGCCUGAGAGCGCCAGCGCGCGCGCGGGGGGCCGCGCGGGGGGCUCUCUGCUGCGGGCCGGUGCACGGCCACGCGGUCGUGGCCCGGGCCUCCACCACUGCUUCGGAUCGAAUCGAAUCGGAGCUUCCCCGGGUGGCCAGCGAGCCUAUGGCCUGCAGGGCCGCCCCGCCGCCGACGGGGGCGCCUCGGGACCGCCACGGGGGGGCCGCGCCGCGCCUGGGGCUCUGUGCGCCGCGCGGCCCGCCGCCGGCCGGCGAGCGGCUCGCGUGGCGAACGCCAGA